GCCUCUGUCCACCGCGUCAGUGCUGGUUGGAGGGACGAAGGAGGCGCGGAGCCCGCCGAGCGGAGGGUUCCCACAGGCGAGCGGAGUCGGCUGCCAUGGCGCUGGUGGGGCCUGUGACUUGGGGCUCCAGAAGAAAUGUCCAUCUCCUGUUGCUGCUGCUGCUGCUGCCGUCCUGGGUCCCGGCUGGGCUGAUUCCUUCAGAGACCCCAAGUGCCUGUACCUCAGACCCAUGUGCUCCAGGGACCCAAUGCCAGGCUACAGAAAGUGGUGGCUAUACCUGUGAGCCAGUAGAGCUUGGAGGCUGUGCUACUCAGCCAUGUCACCACGGUGCAUUGUGCGUGCCCCAGGGCCCAGAUCCCAACAGCUUCCGCUGCUACUGUGUGCCUGGCUUUCAGGGUCCCUACUGUGAGCUGGACAUUGAUGAAUGUGCAUCCCAGCCUUGCCACCAUGGGGCCACCUGCCGCAACCUAGCAGAUCACUAUGAGUGCCACUGCCCCCUGGGCUAUGCAGGCAUAACAUGUGAGGACGAGGUGGACGAGUGCUUGUCAGCGCCCUGCCUGCACGGAGGCUCGUGCCUAGACGGUGUGGGCUCCUACCGCUGCAUGUGCGCUCCAGGUUAUGCGGGCGCUAGCUGCCAGCUGGAUGUGGACGAGUGCCAGAGCCAGCCGUGCGAGCAUGGGGGCGUGUGCCAUGACCUGGUCAAUGGUUUCCGGUGCGACUGUGCGGACACGGGCUACGAAGGUGCCCGCUGCGAGCAGGAGGUGCUGGAGUGCUUGUCGGCGCCCUGCACGCACAAUGCAUCCUGCCUCGACGGCCUCCGGAGCUUCCGCUGCCUCUGCUGGCCAGGCUUCAGUGGUGAGCGGUGUGAAGUGGAUGAAGAUGAGUGUGCAUCGGAUCCCUGUCAUAACGGGGGCCUGUGCUUGCAGCGCUCUGACCCAGCCUUGUAUGGGGGUGUUCAGGCUACCUUCCCUGGAGCCUUCAGCUUCAGCCACGCCGCUGGCUUCCUUUGCACCUGUCCUCUGGGCUUUGCCGGGGAUGACUGCAGCGUGGAUGUGGACGAGUGUGCCUCAGGACCAUGCCUCAAUGGUGGCAGCUGUCAGGACCUGCCCAACAGUUUCCUGUGCUAUUGCCGGGAUGGAUACACAGGUCUGACAUGUCAGGAGGAUGUGGAUGAAUGCCAGUCGGAACCUUGCCUGCAUGGUGGAACCUGCAGUGACAUUGUAGCAGGCUAUAUCUGCCAGUGCCCUGAGGACUGGGGUGGACAUGACUGCUCUGUACAGCUCACAGGCUGCCAGGGCCACACCUGCCCACUAGGUGCUACCUGCAUCCCCACUUUCAAGUCUGGGCUCCACAGUUAUGCCUGCCACUGCCCACCUGGGACCUAUGGGCCUUUCUGUGACCAGAAUACCACCUUCUCGGUCGUGCCUGGAAGCUCUGUGUGGGGAUUGGUGCCAGCUGGUGUCUCUCUGGGUCUGGUGCUGCGGUUUUGUACCACACUGUUUGCUGGGGCCCUGGCCACUCUCAGGGACACCCAAGACAGCUUGGAGUUGGUACUGGUGAGGGCCACACUCCAAGCCACACUCUGGAGACAUGGCACUGCUGUACUUGUCCUUAUACUGCCAGACCUAGCCUUAAAUGACGGCCAAUGGCACCAGGCGGAGGUGACACUCCGCCUGGGAACCCUGGAGCUGCGGCUCUGGCACGAGGGCUGCCCUGGCCAGCUCUGUGUGGCCUCUGGUCCUGUGGCUACAGGUCCCACAGCCUCAGUGGCCUCUGGCCCUCCUGGGCCCUACUCCAUCUAUCUUGGUGGCUGGGCCUUUGCAGGCUGCUUCCAAGAUGUGCGUGUGGAAGAGCACCUUCUGCUGCCUGAGGAGCUCAACGGAAAUGUGCUCCUGGGUUGCAAACGCAGAGAACCAUGCCAACCUCUGCCGUGUGCCCAUGGAGGGGCCUGCGUGGAUCUAUGGACUCACUUUCACUGCAACUGCCCAAGACCUUACCAUGGGCCCACAUGCACUGACGAGGUUCCAGCUGCCACCUUUGGCUUGGGCGGCACCACGAGCUCAGUCUCCUUCCUGCUCCACCAGUUGCUAGGCCCAAACCUCACUGUGUCAUUUUUUCUCCGCACCCGGGAGCCUGCUGGUCUGCUUCUCCAGUUUGUCAAUGAUUCAGUGACUAGCCUAACUGUGUUCCUGAGUGAGGGCCAGAUCUGGACUGAGGUGCUGGGUCAUCCUGCUCUAAUCCUCCCUGGGCGCUGGGAUGAUGGACUCCGCCACUUGGUGGUGCUUAGUUUUGGCCCUGACCAGCUGCAGGACCUGGGCCAGCAGCUGUAUGUGGGUGGGAGGCUCUACCCUGAUGACACCCAGCCCUGGGGUGGGCCCUUCCGAGGAUGUCUCCAGGACCUGCAACUCAAUGACCUCCACCUCCCCUUCUUCUCUUCACCAAUGAAGAACUUAAGUUGGCCUAGUGAACUGCAUGCUGGCCAGUCGUUUAACCUCACGCAGGGUUGUGUCUCUGAGGACAUAUGCAAUCCAAAUCCUUGUUUCAAUGGUGGAGCUUGCCACAUCACCUGGAAUGACUUCUACUGCACCUGUUCUGGCAACUUCACAGGGCCCACCUGUGCCCAGCAGCUGUGGUGCCCCAGCCAGCCUUGCCUCCCACCUGCCACCUGUGAGGAGGUUCCAGAUGGCUUUGUGUGUGUGGCCGAGACUACAGUCCGCGAGGGCCCUCCUGCUGUGUUCAGCGGUCACAACGUGUCCUGGGCACCCGCAAUGAGCGAGCUCACCCUAGCCUUCCGCACUCGCGACCUGGAGGCUGUGCUGCUGCGCGCCGCUGCGGGCGCCCACUUGGGUAUCUGGCUGGCUGUGCACAACGGCUCACUGACAGUGGAUGUGGCUGGCUCGGUGCUGCCCGAGCCCGGACCACGUGUGGCCGAUGGUGCCUGGCACUUCGUGCGUCUGGCUCGGGAGCUUCCACAGGCCGCCGUCUCGCGCUGGCUGCUGUGGCUGGAUGGCGCGGCAAUGCCUGUGGCUUUGCAGGGCCUGGGCGGCGACCUGGGCUUCCUGCAAGGCCCGGAUGCCGUGCGCAUGCUGCUGGCUGAGAACUUUACUGGAUGCAUGGGCCGUGUGGCACUCGGCGGUCUCCCGUUACCCUUGGCGUCGCCGCGGCCCGGUGCGAUCUCUGGAGCCCGAGAGCACUUCGUAGCCUGGCCCGGGUCGCCGGUCAUGCGCCUUGGCUGCCGCGGUGCGCCUGUGUGCGCGCCCUCGCCCUGCCUGCAUGGCGGUGCUUGCCGUGACCUCUUCGAUGUCUUCACCUGCGCCUGCGGUCCAGCCUGGGAGGGACCCCUCUGCGAGGUCCGCGCUGAUCCGUGUCGCUUGUCGCCCUGUGUCCGGGGCCAAUGCCAUGUACGCCCCGAAGGCCGCUUCGAAUGCCGUUGUCCUCUUGGCUUCGCAGGCCCACGUUGCAGGUUGCCUGUUCUGCCUCAGGGAUGUAGCCUCAAUUCCACCUGCAAAGAUGGCACCCCUUGUGAGGGUGGUUCCCUAGGCACCAACUGCAGUUGCCAGGAAGGCCUUGUUGGCCUGAGGUGUCAGAGUCCUAACCUGUCUUGUGAAGUCAACCCUUGCUUGAAUGGGGGCACCUGCCGGGCAGCCAGUGGCAUAUUUGAAUGUACUUGCAAUGUAGGAUUCUCUGGCCAGUUCUGUGAAGUGGUGAAAAGUCCGCCUCUGCAGCUGCCGUUCCCACUGCUGUUGGUAGCAGUGCCUGCAGCCUGUGCCUGCCUCCUCCUCCUCCUCCUGGGGCUCCUCUCAGGGAUCCUGGCUGCCAGAAAGCGCCGCCAGUCUGAGGGCACUUACAGCCCAAGUCAGCAGGAGGUGGCAGGGGCCCGACUGGAGAUGGACAGUGUCCUCAAGGUGCCACCAGAAGAAAGACUUAUCUAAGCUGGCCUGGCUGCUGGAGCCACUGAAGGUCCUGCAGGAUCGUUGCAGAACAUCCCCUGGAGGCCCAAAGAGACUUUCCACAGCUAGGACAUCCACAGGAUGCAUCCCAUGGUUGGCAACCAUUGCCCCUGUCCAUUAUGGACUCAGAAAAUGGGGCACAACUCAGGGAGGCAGAGAAGGCUAAGGGAGUAUGAAUGUCUCUGACCUGCUGGGCUGCAAACAGGAGGGUACAUGUGGGUGCCCAUGGUAUGAUUGACAGGUGUGUGUAUGUGUGUGUCUUUG
This is a messenger RNA of Phodopus roborovskii (desert hamster), 4214 nucleotides long. RefSeq names its product crumbs cell polarity complex component 2 (gene Crb2). Gene Ontology annotation, biological process: heterophilic cell-cell adhesion; establishment or maintenance of epithelial cell apical/basal polarity. Lineage: Eukaryota; Metazoa; Chordata; Mammalia; Rodentia; Cricetidae. The transcript is spliced from 13 exons. The coding region runs from base 96 to 3932 and encodes 1278 amino acids. Gene Ontology annotation, molecular function: calcium ion binding. Gene Ontology annotation, cellular component: plasma membrane; protein-containing complex. The record is from RefSeq and is a predicted model, not a curated record.